Molecule: messenger RNA, 3111 nt
Organism: Purpureocillium lilacinum
Lineage: Eukaryota; Fungi; Ascomycota; Sordariomycetes; Hypocreales; Ophiocordycipitaceae
Biological process (GO): mitotic chromosome condensation
Cellular component (GO): condensed chromosome; condensin complex
Source: RefSeq, a predicted model, not a curated record
AUGCCUGCGCGAGCUUCCACGCGAUCGUCGAGGACGUCCUCGGCCAUCUCCAAGAAGACUUCAACCGCCACCCUGGGCUCCCGGGCGUCCGUCGCUUCGCACGCGUCGUCCGCCGCCGCCGUCGAGUAUGUCGAUACGCCAGGGAGCGUGCUGCGCACGCAGAUUUGCGCCGUAUUCCGCGAUGCCCAGCGGACGACAGCGACACACAGAAAAUUGGCCGUCAACCUCCGCAAGGUCCACGAGUCCUGCUGCUACGAACCGACAAACAAGACGGGGCCGUCGAGCGAGUUCGAUGAGGAGGCAUUCAACAAGGAGUUUGUCCGAUGCGUUCUGCGCAUUAUGCCUGUGAAGAAGGCCGAGAGUGUCGGAGAGAGGUCUAUUCGAUUCAUCGGCUUCUAUCUUCGCCUUGCCGGCGACAAGGACAACGAAAUCCUCGGCGACAUCGGCGCAGACACAAGCUUGAUGCCAGAGACGCCAACCACGCGGCUGACAUCGGAGCUUCUUGAGGCUGUGCUGCCGUUGAUGGCCGCCAAGGACAAGUUUGUCAGAUUCCGAUCUACUCAGCUCAUCUCGCACAUCAUCAACUCGCUCGACGCCAUCGACGACGACCUGUUCCAGAAACUCCGGCACGGGCUUCUCAAGCGCAUUCGCGACAAGGAGGCUAUGGUUCGCUCGCAAGCUGUGCUUGGCCUUGGGCGCCUUGCCGGCAACCAGUCCGAAGGUUGCACCAACUCGGACGAUAGCGAUGAUGGUCAGGCCACCGACUUGCUGGGCAAGCUUCUCGACGUGAUGCAGAAUGACCCAAGCGCCGACGUACGGAAGUCUCUUCUCGUCAACCUUCCUAUUCUUCCGAAUACGCUUCCAUACCUACUAGAACGAGCCCGAGAUCAGGACCCCGCCACUCGAAGAGCAGUCUACUCCCGAUUGCUACCCGCCCUCGGAGACUUCCGCCACUUGUCUCUUUCGAUGCGCGAGAAGCUCCUCCGGUGGGGCCUGCGCGACCGCGAUGAAAACGUGCGCAAGGCAGCGGGCAGGCUGUUCAGAGAUCGAUGGAUCGCAGACUGCGCAGGGACGUCGCAACAAGAGGAGGGCAACGCCGCGGAGCCAACACCACCCAGCUUCGAUGGCCUUCUGGAGCUUCUUGAGCGGAUUGAUGUCAUCAACUCUGGCGUCGAGAACGGUGUCGCGCUGGAAGCCAUGAAGGGCUUCUGGGAAGGGCGGCCAGACUAUCGCGAGGCUGUUACACUGGACGAUAAUUUCUGGGAAACUCUUUCCGCCGAAUCUGUCUUCAUGGCGCGGAGCUUCAACGAGUUUUGCAGGAACGAGGGUAACGGCCGGUAUGAGGCGCUGGUCGAGGAGAAGCUGCCUGAAGUCACCAAGUUGGCCUUCUACCUGGAGCGCUACAUGCACGCCCUGAUCCAAGCCCUUAAGAGGGUUGCCGAGCAGGAAGCAGAAGAGGAGGAGGAGGAGGAGGAGGAUACGGUCGAGCAAGAGUUCAUUGUCGAACAAUUGCUUCACAUUGCCCUAACGCUCGACUACUCUGACGAGGUGGGACGCCGCAAGAUGUUCACCCUGCUGCGCCAGUCGCUCUCCAUUCCGGAUCUGCCGGAUGAGGUGACCAAGCUCACGGUCGAGGUUCUGCAGUACAUUUGCGCCCCAGAUGCCGCCGGUGAGCGAGAGUUCUGCAGCAUCGUUCUCGAAUCUGUCGCAGACGUCCACGAUACCAUUGUUGACGAUCCUCCUGCCGACGAUGUCGAAGACAGCUUCCACUCCGCCCGGUCCGAGGUCAGCCGCGGCAGCACGCAGGCCGAGAAGCGUGGCAAGGGCACGGACGUGAGUGAGGAAGACGCUCGUGAGAAGGCUGUUAGGGAAAUUGUCGUCAACAUGAAGUGUCUUCACAUCGUCCAGUGCAUGCUCACGCACGUGGCCGGCAACCUCAAGGACAACGCAGACUUGGUAUCGAUGCUCAACAACCUCGUCGUCCCAGCCGUGCGCAGCCACGAGGCACCCGUUCGCGAACGGGGGCUGGUGUGCCUGGGGCUCUGCGCGCUGCUGGACCGGUCGCUCGCCGAGGAGAACCUGGGCCUGUUCAUCCACUUCUUCAGCAAGGGGCAUACUGCGCUCCAGAUCACAGCACUUCACAUUCUCACCGAUAUCUUGAAUGUGCACGGAGCCCAGCUCCUUUCUGCGACACCUGGCCUGCUCAAAGUCUACGUCAAGGCCGUCAAGGGCACCUCAAAAGCUCCCGAAGUUCAGGCGGCCGCGACGAUUGCUGCUUCAAAACUGCUCCUUGGCCGAGUUGUGAGCGAUGAAGAGGCCUGCGAGGAGCUGCUCAAGUCUCUCGUUGUUGCCUACUUCGAUCCCUCUUCCGCAUCAAACCAAACCGUCAGACAGGCAUUGAAUUACUUCCUGCCAGUGUUCUGCUACUCGAGGAGCUCCAAUCAGGACCUCAUGCGGUCCGUCGCCCUGCAGGCCUUGCAUUCUCUCCUCAACCUGCGCGAGGGCUUGGAGGACGACGACGUGGAUGUGGGAGAAGACAUGGUCAGCAUGACGGCCAUCGGAGCCUGCCUUGUUGAUUGGACAGAUCCUCGCAAAUGCUACACACCUGGAGUCCUAGCCGAUGCGGACAAGAAGAAUGUAAAUGGAGAUGUCCAUCUUGAUUUCGGACGGGACAUAAUGGAAAGGCUACGCAGCAACAUUAGCAAGGAAGAGAAGAAGGUUGCUGCCGGUCUGCUCGGCAAGCUUUACAUUUCGCCCAUCUCUUCAGACGAAAAGAUUCGGGAGCUGUACGCCGAGGUCAGCGAGGCGGUCGAGGACGGCAUCGUCUCCGAUGCCACCAGCCGCAACUCUCUUUACAAAAUCCACGUCAGCCUAGGCAAGAUUGUCAAUAGCCUCGAUGAGCAGGUGCCCGCCCAGCGGCGCACAAGCCGUAGCGUUUCGGUCCUUACGGACAGGCACCCCGCUGAGGACAAGACGGUCAUGGAGGAGUCGAGGAUCAAGGAAGAGGAGGAAGACAGCGAGGGGACCAUUGUGCCCAAGGAAGAGGACAAGGAGUCGCUUGUUGACGAGCUGCUGUCUGAUGACGAGGAUACCAAGAUUCAGGAUGUUUGA